Molecule: messenger RNA, 1834 nt
Organism: Lemur catta (Ring-tailed lemur)
Lineage: Eukaryota; Metazoa; Chordata; Mammalia; Primates; Lemuridae
Gene: LRRC63
Product: leucine rich repeat containing 63
Exons: 9
Coding region: 1-1767 (588 amino acids)
Molecular function (GO): protein binding
Source: RefSeq, a predicted model, not a curated record
AUGCAAAAGCACCCGCAACUUCUUCGAAGACCCUUACCUCCAAAAUUGCUUAAGCUGUCUUUAUGUAAGAAGAAAAUCCAUACGGCCAAGACUGGUGAAACUAAGUCUCCACAUGUAGUGUUCACUCAAGAAGAAACCAUUUCAAUUAAAAGAGAUAAAACUAGUUUUCCUGAUGUUGUUUCAAGAAAUAAAUCACCAAUACCUGUCAAAAUCCAAAAUUUAUGUGUUGAUUAUCAUGUACAAGAAAGAGUGACUACAAUUUCAACACACCUAAAAUCUACUAAGAAUGUCCACUGGCACAUUCCAGAUACUUCUACUGGUUCCAUAUUUUUGCCAAAUUGUCAUGCAGCUUCCACUCAAGUUUUUGGGAAAGAAACAUGCCAAAUAAAAAGAUCAAGGGAGUCAAAAAAGAUGGUAAAAGAGGUUUAUACUAGCAAAAAGCUAGAAGACAUUUUAAUUCUUUCUUCAGCAUUCUCCAAGCGUCUAAUUACUCCUAGCAAAAUCAUCCCUACCAAACACAAGAAAGCAUACCCCAAGUAUCAACCUUUGCCAAAGACCCCAAGCUAUACUUACCAGCACAUCUUGGCAGAUUUCAGUGAAACAGUGUUAAGCCCUCUACCUAGUACUCCACCUGCUAAACCAGAAGGACGGCGGCUUGACGCUUUAACACAAAGUUCUGUGUGGAAACUAAAGGUUACUCAAUUUCCAGAUGGCAUUUCCCUACCAACACCAGUUUUACCAAGAAAACCUCACAGACAGUCUAUAAUAGAAACUCUUGUAACAGAAAAUGAAAAUGUAGAGACUGUCCCAAAGCAAGUCACUCCAACCCCAAUUGAAGUUACCACCAAAACUAGAAUAAUAGAAUCAGAUAGAAAUUUUAUACGUGGUGAAGGUUUCAAGACUAUUAUAGCAACUCGAUAUGAAACAGUAACAGCCAUGACCAAACUGGCUGUAGUAAACUGUCAAGUACGUGGAAGAAAUGCACUUAAUCUUAAGGGUUUUUUUCUCCUGAAUUGUCCAGACUUAACGUCUUUGGCUUUCCAGUUGAUAUAUCUUAAUUUAUCAUUUAAUGAUCUUAGUUCCUUUCCCACAGAAGUGUUUUAUCUUAAAAAUUUACAAGUACUGAAACUGAGAAAUAAUCCUAUCAAAGAAAUUCCUUCUGAAAUUCAACAAUUGAAGUACCUUAGAAUUUUUGGCAUAGCUUUUAAUUGGAUUACUGUCCUUCCACCUGGGUUAUUUUGCUUGUCCUAUCUUGAGGACCUUGAUGUUUCCUACAAUGAAAUUAGUUUUAUUCCAAAUGAAAUCCAGAAACUCAGGUCACUGGAAAAACUGAAUGUCGAUGGGAAUGCACUGCCUUUUCUCCCAUGUGGAAUUCUGAGGCUUAACCUGAUAAAAAUUCACCUUGCGAAUAAUUUUACUCAUCCUUGCUUUUGGAAAGAUUAUUCUUGGAAUAAUCCACAACGACUUACUCAAAUUGCUUCUUUGUUCAUUGUCAGAAAUAACCUACAGAAAUUUUAUGAUGACAUUCCAGUAGAAAUUCAAAAGUUACUAAAUUGCACAUCCAAGUGUGAAUGGUGCCAUGGUCCUAAGUUUGGCGAAGGUUUUCAUAUCAUCCGACCCUAUGAUAUUUUUGGAGCAUUACAGCUUCCUGUUAUGUUUCAUGUCUGUUCUUCUCAUUGCUAUAGAAAAAUAAAGGAAAGCAGUUUUAUUUCAAGUAGCAUUCCUGAUAAAAGAAUAGGUCUAAAUUCGGAGUUGACAAAAGAAUGAUAGUACAAUGAUUUACCAUCCCCACUGUAAAAGCCAAUAAAAUUUAUAUAUAUAGUAAUUUGUCUCU